Messenger RNA from Lodderomyces margitis, 1248 nucleotides. RefSeq lists its product as uncharacterized. The record is from RefSeq and is a predicted model, not a curated record. The coding region runs from base 1 to 1248 and encodes 415 amino acids. Lineage: Eukaryota; Fungi; Ascomycota; Pichiomycetes; Serinales; Debaryomycetaceae. The transcript has a single exon.
AUGUCACCUACACUGAUGCCAACCACUGAUCAAGAAUACAAAUUGGUCCACUUGACCGACCCGCAAAUUAUUGAUUUUACUAGAUGGCAAAACAGUCUUGCUUGGAAAGGAGCUUUAUCACAAAAGGAUUACGUUUUGAGAGAAUACGUCUUGAGCAAAUCGAAAGUGGCAUCUUCGGGAAAUAACAAGUUGUAUGUAUUCAUGUUACAGUCGACAGUUGAUGAUGAGCCACUUUGUUCAAUUGAGAUGCUCGUGCGUGAUAGUUUAAAAUUCGAAUUUGACGAUAAAGAGCGUCAACUGGUAAAGAAAUCUGACAUUUUGAGUGGAUGCAUUGGUGGUGUUUUCACAUACCCCCAACACCGAGGUAAAGGGUACGCCCGAGUUAUGGUUGAUAAAUUGGUAGAGUUGGCCAAGAGGGAGAUUGUAGGCAGUGAUGGUUUUACUUUUUUGUAUUCGGAGAUUGGCGAGUACUAUGUCAAGAAUGGAUUCAAAUCAUUUCCCGUUGACUUGAUCAAUGUUUCAUUGAAGGAUAAAGAGGUGAAUGAAUUGCAGUCACCACCACAAGUCCACUACGAAUUAAUUGAAUAUCAUCAGUUUCACGAUUUAAUGGAUAAAUAUAGAGCCCAUUUUGAAAAUGAAAUGAUUGCCAAAGUCAAAAAGGACCACAAGACUCGUGUUGCUAUCAAACCUACGUCGGAUCCUAUCGAUUGGUUUCAUUUGCGAGCCAAAUUCAUCACCUACAAGUUGUUUCACGAACAUCAAGACGAACCUGUCAUUGAUUUCAAUAAAGAGUAUGAAACAAUCAAGGAUAGCUUGAUCCACGAGCCGAAAAUAUUUGGAUUGAAAAUUACUCGUAAUGAAGGAGGUGCCGAAUCAAGUGGAACCCUGGUCAUUGGGUUUAUAAUUUGGACAAUAGACUGGUCGGAAACAGGAGACGAGACCCAAGCUACUAUAUUGAAAGCAGUGGCUUUUGACGGCCAAGACCAAACCGUGAUUGAUUUAAUCAAUUUAGCCAUCCACCAACUCACACACCAUCCAGUGCUUGAUAAACCUACUGCCAAUGUCAAGAUUUGGGAAUCGGAAAUUAGUGAAGGUGUUAAGCAACAGCUUGUUGGGACGUGGCUGGCGGAAACUGGGGUUGACAAUUCGUCACGGUCGGCAAUUUUAAUCAAUAAUCCUGCUGGAGAGGAGCAGUUGAGACAGGGAAAUUUGAUAUGGGAAGAGAAUACUAAAUUACCGUGGUUUUAG